Sander lucioperca (pikeperch) is the source of this 4840-nucleotide messenger RNA. RefSeq names its product integrin, alpha 8 (gene itga8). Lineage: Eukaryota; Metazoa; Chordata; Actinopteri; Perciformes; Percidae. The transcript is spliced from 30 exons. Bases 276 to 3443 code for a protein of 1055 amino acids. Gene Ontology annotation, biological process: integrin-mediated signaling pathway; cell-matrix adhesion; cell-cell adhesion. Gene Ontology annotation, cellular component: external side of plasma membrane; integrin complex. Gene Ontology annotation, molecular function: integrin binding. The record is from RefSeq and is a predicted model, not a curated record.
GUAGUCUCGUAGCUGAGACUCUGGACAGACCUGGUGGUUUCAGGGUGUCAGGAGGCAGUUUUGGGGGAGCGCGCAGUGAUCCAGUGACAGCCAGUUGGCGGGACAAACCUACCUCACCUGCAAAGACUCUCUCUCUCUCUCUCUCUCUCUCUCUCUCUCUCUCUCUCUCUCUCUCUCUCUCUCUCUCUCUCUCUCUCUCUCUUUCUGCCUCUCUUUCUUUCCCCCAGUCCCCUCUCAUUUUUGGGGAAUAGUGUGGAGCUGGCUGUUCUUUGGGGAUGGAGCGUGUAUGGGACUCUGUUUCCUCUGCUGGGAUGUUUAUUAUCGGGCUGCUGUCGGUGCUGUGGCCGGCGCUAAAUGGAGUUUGGAGUUUUAAUAUUUACGCAGAGCAUCCUACGGUUUACAGGGGACCCGAUGGAAGUUAUUUCGGCUAUUCUGUGGACUUCUACCAACCUACCUCCGACAGCAACACGUUCAGUGUGUUGGUAGGGGCUCCCAAGGCUAACACCUCUCAGCCUGGCAUUGUGGAGGCUGGGGCUGUGUACUACUGCCCCUGGCCUGGACACCCCGACAGCUGCAGACAGAUACCUUUUGAUAAUUCCAAUAACAGAAUGAUAAAGGUAAAUGGCACCAGAGAGCCUCUGGAGUUUAAGUCACACCAGUGGUUUGGAGCAUCGGUCAGGACACACAAAGGAAAAGUGGUGGCAUGUGCUCCUCUCUACCACUGGCGGACAGUGAAGCUGAGUGGGGAGAAGGACCCCGUGGGGACCUGCUAUGUGGCCGUCCAGAACUUCAGCGCCUACGCAGAGUACUCGCCCUGCAGGACCAAUGAUCCAGACCCAGAAGGACAGGGGUUCUGUCAGGCUGGCUUCAGUGUGGAUUUCACCAAGGAAGGAAUGCUGGUGGUAGGAGGACCUGGAAGCUUUUACUGGCAAGGUCAGGUAAUGACAGCGGGGAUAGCUGAGAUACUGAACGGCUAUUCUUUGAAGGCAGUGCUGAGACGGGUUCCAGGAGAGAAACACACUCGAGCUGCUGAAGACACACACGACGACAGCUACCUUGGUUACUCUGUGGCAGUGGGAGAGUUUACAGGAGACUCUGAACAAGAGCUGAUAGCUGGAGUUCCCAGAGGAGCACAGAACUUUGGAUAUGUUGCAAUGAUCAACUCCACCAAUCUGACCUUCAUCCAGAACUUCACAGGGGAACAGAUGGCCUCCUAUUUCGGCUACUCAGUGGCUGUCACUGACCUGAAUGGAGAUGGGACCGACGAUGUGCUGGUUGGAGCGCCCCUCUACAUGGAGAGAGAGAUGGAGAGCAAACCCAGAGAGGUGGGGAGGGUGUACCUGUACCUGCAGAUGGCCCCGCUCACUUUCUCCAAACCUGUUGCCCUCACUGGCACACACACCUUCGGGCGCUUCGGCACGUCUAUAGCACCCUUGGGAGACAUCAACCAGGAUGGAUACAAUGACGUGGCGGUGGGCUGUCCGUUCGGAGGCGAGGAGCGUGGAGGCAGAGUAUUGAUCUUUAACGGUAACAGAGACGUAUCCGCGCAAGGCCUGACAAUGAGCCAAGAGCUGAGAGCAGCCAGGACCCCCAGUGGCAGUUUGCCUGGAUAUGGAUUCACUCUGAGAGGAGGCCAAGACCUGGACAACAAUCAGUAUCCCGAUCUGAUUGUGGGGGCAUUCGGUGCAGGCGAGGUGUCGGUGUACAGGUCUCGAGCUGUGGUGUCUGUGGAAGCUGCAAUGAUCUUGACUCCCAGAAUCCUGAACCCCGAUGACCGACAGUGUCACCUGCCUCAAACAGAUAUGAUGGUUACCUGUCUGAAGGUGGACGUGUGUGCAGCAGUGAGUGGAGUGGGGAUCCCCAACUCUGUAGAUCUGAGAGCAGAGCUGCAGCUGGAUUGGUUGAAAGGCACCAGGGGCGGAGUUAAGAGGGUUCUGUUCCUGGACACCCAGCAGCCUCAGCGCACAGGGCUCCUAAAAUUGGGACACAACCGCCCACGUGCAUGCCUGAGCUACACCAUUUACCUAAGAGAGGAGGAUGAUUUUAGGGACAAAUUGACCCCAAUCUCACUGGCUCUGAACUACAGCUUGGCUCCACCCACUCAUGGCCAAAACCUUCCACCUGUCCUCAACCAUUACAGCAGCACCUUCCUUCAAGAGCAUGCCUACAUUCUUCUGGACUGCGGUGACGACAAUAUUUGUAUCCCCGACCUCCAGCUCUCUGCCACCAUGGACCGCUCCGAGCUGGUGAUUGGAGAUGACAAUCUGGUCAUGUUGACUAUCACUGCGAUGAACCGAGGAGAGGGAGCCUAUGAGACAGAGCUCCACACACUGAUACCACUAGAAGCUGACUAUAUUGGAGUUACGCGCAGGGUGGAGUCCCUGUCUCAGCUAAACUGUGAGUACAAGAUGGUCAAUGAGUCCAGAAUGGUGGUGUGUGACCUCGGGAACCCAAUGGUGGCUGGAACAGAGCUGUCUGUUGGUUUGAGGUUUUCUGUCCAAAGGCUGGAAGAUGCCGGACCAAAGAUCAGCUUUGAGCUACAGAUCCACAGCUCCAACAAAGAUAAUUCCGACAGCAACCCAGUCAUUUUGAAUCUGUCCAUCGUUGCCAAAGCUCAACUCGAUUUACGUGGGGUGUCUCAUCCCUCUCAGGUGGUGCUGCCAUUCCCACACUGGGAACCCAAAGAGAAGCCUGUCAAAGAGGACGAUGUGGGACCACAAGUUACACACAUCUAUGAGCUCCAUAACUUUGGUCCCAGCAGUAUUAGGGAGGCUGAGCUCCAGGUCGGCUGGCCUUCCCGUUUCCGUGAUGAAAACCUGCUGUAUGCCAUGGAGAUUCAAACUGACGGACCAAUUAGCUGCCGGACGAACACCAGCCUCAACCCACUUGGCCUUCAGAUUUCCUCUCUCCAGGAUACACCUGAAUUAUUGGGUUUCUUGAGGAACACCAGCGCUCCUUCUCACCGCCACAAACGAGCCGUCACUGCCGCUGAGAGUUAUAGCGGUAAAACUUUGAACUGCACCAAUAUCUCAUGUCUGAGGAUCAUGUGUAUCGUUGGCCGGUUGGAUCGUGGGCAGAGCGCAGUGGUCAAGAUCCGCUCGAGACUCUGGGCUCACACUUUCCUGCAGCGGCGUAACGACCCCUAUAUCCUCAACUCUACCGUAUCCUUCAUGGUCACAGCCUUGCCUUACCGCAUCCAACCCUCCACCCUGCCGCAACACACCACCUCGAUGGGGACCCUGGUGGUAUGGGGGACUCCUGACGUGUCGUUUGCUGUUCCACUUUGGGUCAUCAUCCUGGCCAUACUGCUGGGGCUGCUGGUGCUGGCCAUGCUAACGUUAGCCAUGUGGAAGUGUGGUUUCUUUGACCGGGCACGUCCACCAGCUGACGAUAACAUCUCCGACCAGGAGCAGCUGACGUGUGAUCAAACAGGGGACGCCUAGACAACGCGUGACAGCUUCUGAUUGGAGGACUGUGGUUUGGGAGGGACGUGCACCUUCUGAGUAACUUAAAUCAGAUCUGAGAUCUGUAUUAGUUGAACCCUAUGUUCCUUGGCUGGAGGUCUUCUGCCUCGAAUUAAACUGACAGUAUGAAGACUUCAGCGCCACACACACUGGGACCAAAGAACGAGGUUCAAACCAGACAGAGUGGGACCAAAACACACUUAACAGGCUCAAUCACACACACAUGUCCAUUGUUUAUGUAUCCAUUGUGAUGAAGAACCAGAACUGAAGACAAAAUGGACUUUGUUGUGAAGACAAUGCUUUAAACGUUUCUGAACAUUUCUGUGUGUCUGUGUAAGUGAGGCACAAAGAGACUUGAGAUCUAUGCACAAGUGCUUUCGUGAGUGUGAGAGUGUGUGUGUAUGUGUAUAUGUGUGCUUGUAGUACUGUACAUAUGUGUGUGUCUAUUAGGUGCCUCUUGUUAUGAAAUCAGUCAGUUAUGAAAUUAUUUCCCCACCUGAUUUAAUUUAUCCUAGUGUUCUUCUAACUUGGCUGUAUACAGAUUUAUCACAAACACACACACAGAUGCAGCCACAUGCAUAAACACAAAGGCACAAAGUUGAUGUCUAUAUUUAUGAAUGUAUGUGCAAUAUUUGGGCGUUGCGUGAUACUGAAGCUUGUUUACACUGGCAUUUUUUUUUAUUAGAGCUUAAUGUUUCCAUUGUUUAUGUAUUAAUUGGUAUAUUAGAUAUUUGUGUUGCUGAACAACAAAAACAAAUGUCUGGACGGGUUUACAGUAAAACCCACCAUAUAAGUUUCGAAAAGUGAGAAGACAAAUAACUAACUUAUUAUUGUCUUGAUAGAAUGAGUUUAGAGUUUUAUCUUUAAAGAAACAGUCCAUAUCUCCACAGCAGAAGCCCUGCCCUGCUACUUCAAGGUUUGUGCCUGUUAUUUUUUCUAACGUGACAGUUGAUAAGACUUCAAAAACUAGCUGUAAAGAUAAACAGUCCCUAUCAAAAACACAUUGUAAACAUUGUGCAACACUGCAUGUACCGUAUGGCAUUUAACAGUGUGUUUAAUGUUGUCAUUUGCUUAUCUGAUAUUAUUGUAUCAUAUUGUGCACAGGCAGGCAGAACAAAGCGGUCAGGGCAUCAACAGGACCCUGAAUUUAAAAUUAACCUUUAAUGUGUCAUGUUUGAGUCGUACUUGGUUUUCGUAUCGAGUGUGAAGUUUUAUUAGAAUAAAGUGUCGUUUGGUUAUACAUUCUCAUUCUUUGCUAUUGCAAUAGUAUGUAACUGAACUGUGUUGUCCUUUCCAACAUGGAGUUAGAGAGUGAAAUCAUCAUUGCAUUUUGUUGCAAAAAGACCACAGAAACAUAAAAUAAUUAGAAAUUGAAA